Molecule: messenger RNA, 863 nt
Organism: Electrophorus electricus (electric eel)
Lineage: Eukaryota; Metazoa; Chordata; Actinopteri; Gymnotiformes; Gymnotidae
Gene: ela3l
Product: elastase 3 like
Biological process (GO): proteolysis
Molecular function (GO): serine-type endopeptidase activity
Source: RefSeq, a predicted model, not a curated record
CAAGCGGACAUGCUGUCGUUCAUGUUAUUGUCAGUGCUCGUCGCUAGCGCGCUGGGGUGCGGGGUUCCCCCCAUCGAGCCGCUCCCCACCCGCGUGGUCAACGGAGUGGACGCUCGCCCCCACAGCUGGCCCUGGCAGAUCUCACUGCAAUACCUGCGUGACUCGGAGUGGAGACACACUUGUGGAGGAUCCCUGAUCGCCACCAACUGGGUGAUGACAGCUGCUCACUGCAUCGAUCAAACGCGGACCUACCGCGUGUACGUGGGGAAGUACAACCUGGUGGAGGAGGAGGCCGGUUCCCUGGCCGUCGCCCCCGAGAAGCUCAUCGUGCACGAGAAGUGGAACCCCAUCUUCGUUGCUUUUGGGAAUGACGUGGCUCUGAUUAAGCUGUCAGAGCAUGUGACUCUGAGUGACACCGUGCAGCUGGGCUGUCUGCCCCCGGCUGGCACCAUCCUGCCCAACAACUACCCCUGUUACAUCACCGGCUGGGGCAGGAUCUCCACCGGGGGCCCCAUUGCUGACAGGCUCCAGCAGGCUCUCAUGCCUGUGGUGGACCACGACACCUGCACCAAGUUCGACUGGUGGGGUCCCACUCUGAGGCCCACCAUGGUGUGCGCGGGCGGAGAUGGUGUUGUUGGCGGAUGUAACGGUGACUCUGGAGGCCCUCUGAACUGUAAGAACGCCGAGGGCGUGUGGGAGGUGCACGGCAUCGCCAGCUUCGUCUCAGGCCUGGGCUGUAACUACGUGAAGAAACCCACCGUCUUCACCCGUGUGUCUGCCUUCAACGACUGGAUCGACGGGGUUAUGAUGGCCAACUGAAGUGGAUCAAAGAUGAAAUCAUUUCAAUAAAUGUUUUAACAAAA